CAUAUAACACUCCACCCCUUGAACCCUCUCAACCCCUCCGCCCUAGCAUCAUUCUUCUGCGCACCCUGUCAUUUUAAAGUUUGAAAAAUCGAACCCAAAAAUCAAAUCUCGUUUGUGAUUCACGCUCCAUAAGCUAAAACUUAGCUCGAAAAUUAAUCUUUCCAAGGGGCCUUUUUUGGGUUUUUGUUUUUUCUCUGCUUUCGAUGAUCAGCUGAUCAGAGGUAAGUCCCUCCUUUGCCAAUUCGUAUUAGAUGCUUAAUCUGGGACAAUAAAAUUCAAGACCCUUUUGCUGAAUUUUUCGGAAUCUAAAUGCCCUUGACUUGUAUUUGAGCAAUUAAUUUUUAUACCACUUAAAUUUUUUAUACAUUGGGAAUUAGUGUCAUGCGAUUUUCGAGGUCGGAAUCUGUGGUGGAAAGGAGUGAAGAUAAUGUUUUGAGAAGUUCUAGGAGUAAGAAAAAGCAUAAGAGAUUAGAUGCAAUAUGCGAAAAUGUUUAUACUAGGAACCAUAGCGGGGUGGAGAAGAGGGAACUGUUAAAUGCGGGUAAUGUGGAUGGGGAUGGAACGGAGCGUCGCCGGAGCACUCGGGUUCGAAGGGCUCCUGAGGUGCUCGAUGCUUCGCCUUUGCCACCAAAGAAGAGACGGAGACUUGAUAAGAAGGGAAGGGUGAGUAGUGUGCAUAAAGGGAAAAGAGUUGUCCGAAUCGGGGUGAAGAAUGAGAAUACGUGUUCUACUUCAAAGGAGUUGGAGGAAGAGGAAGAAAAUUUGGGUAGUUGGAGGUCACGGUUGAGAACUAGGGGUAAAUCUGUGAGCUUUGGAGAGUAUGGAGGAAGGGAGAAGGGGCAUUUCUCGCCGAAAGGGAGGAGGAAACUUUUUCAGGAUUUUGAUGGUGUUAAGGAAGAAGGGGCAUUGGAAAUUAAGGAGAUUGAUAUUAAGGAGGGAUUUCUAGGUGCGGAUUCAUCUGCUGCAGAGGGGAAGGUUAAAGUUUUGAGUCUUUUAGAGAGUGAGCAGCAACAAGUUGGUUUGGGUGGUGGUAUGGUGGAUGAGAAAAUGUUGGAUGAAGAAGAGUUGGCGCAAUUGAGUGAUAACGGAAAUGAUUUACUGUUAAAGACUGAAAAAGGAUGUGGUAAUGAUGAUGGAACCAAAGAUGGCCUUGGAUCCUCAAAGUCGGUUGAAAAAGAGCAGAUAGAAGUUCAGACUGGUUCACAGUUAGAGAAACAUGAUAGCAAUGACAAUGUUCAACUGCAGGUUGAUAAGGUAGCAUGUGUUAUGGAAGAGCACCCAAAUAAUGCUCUGGAAGUUGAUGGAGCAACAACAGACCAGGCAAAAGUUGAAGAAGCUAAUUGGAAGCCUCUAGAAGAAGAAUAUGGAGCCACAGCAGACCAGGCAAAAGUUGAAGAAGCUGAUUGGAAACCUCUAGAAGAAGAAUAUGGAACCAUGGUAGACCAAACAAAACUUGAAGAAGCUAAUUGGAAGCCUCUAGAAGAAGAAUCCUCUGAGAAGUUUGGCAUGAAAAAUCAUGUUUCCAAUGGUUUACUUAACAGUAAACUGAAACCAAUUCGUAUAAAAGAGGGAAGGCAUUGUGGUUUGUGUGGAGGAGGUACUGAUGGAAAACCACCAAAGAAACUUGUACAAGUUGGCAAUGGAACUGACGAUGAAGCAAGUAGUGGGGGUUCUGCUUCUGAAGAACCCAACUAUGACAUUUGGGAUGGUUUUGGUGAUGAACUUGGCUGGCUUGGACGACUCUUGGGUCCUGUUAAUGAUCGCUAUGGUAUAGCUGGAAUUUGGGUGCAUCAACAGUGUGCUGUCUGGAGUCCAGAGGUUUAUUUUGCUGGCUUGGGUUGCUUGAAAAAUGUUAGGGCAGCACUUUACAGGGGAAGGGUUUUGAAGUGCACCCGCUGUGGAAGGCCAGGAGCAACGAUCGGGUGCCGUGUUGAUCGCUGUCCAAAAACUUACCACCUGCCAUGUGCACGAGCCAGUGGUUGCAUCUUUGAUCAUCGCAAAUUUCUGAUUGCUUGUACAGAUCAUCGACAUAUCUUCCAACCCCAGGGAAGUCAAUAUUUACUCCGACUGAAGAAAAUGAAGUUAAAAAAAAUGAAGUUGGAAAUUAGAAAGAUGUCAAAUGAUGCAUUAAGGAAGGAUAUUGAAUCAGAAGAAAAAUGGUUAGAGCAAUGUGGGGAGGAUGAGGAGUUUCUGAAGCGUGAGGGCAAGAGACUUCAUCGGGAUUUGCUGAGAAUUGCACCCACAUAUAUUGGGGGCUCAAGCGGUGACAGUGAGAUUCAGUUUCAGGGUUGGGAAUCUGUUGCUGGUCUUCGUGAUGUCAUACGAUGCAUGAAGGAAGUGGUCAUUCUACCACUGUUAUACCCCGAGUUUUUUGGUAGCCUGGGGCUUACACCUCCCAGAGGAGUUCUGUUGCAUGGAUAUCCUGGGACAGGCAAAACUUUGGUUGUACGGGCAUUAAUUGGUUCAUGUUCUCGUGGUGAUAAAAGAAUUGCAUAUUUUGCUCGCAAAGGCGCGGAUUGUUUGGGAAAAUAUGUUGGGGAUGCUGAGCGUCAGCUGAGACUUCUUUUUCAGGUUGCUGAAAAGUCUCAGCCUUCAAUUAUUUUCUUUGAUGAAAUAGAUGGCUUGGCCCCUUGCCGUACUAGACAGCAAGACCAGACACAUAGUUCAGUUGUUUCUACUUUGCUUGCUUUGAUGGAUGGUUUAAAAUCUCGAGGUUCAGUUGUUGUAAUAGGUGCAACAAAUCGUCCUGAUGCUAUUGAUCCAGCUUUAAGGCGGCCAGGAAGGUUUGACCGUGAGAUUUAUUUCCCACUGCCAUCGACAGAGGACAGAGGGGCAAUUCUGGCACUACACACUCAGAAAUGGCCAAAACAAAUUAGUGGCUCAUUACUUAAGUGGGUAGCAAGGAGAACUGUGGGAUUUGCUGGUGCUGAUCUGCAGGCUCUUUGCACUCAAGCUGCCAUUAUUGCUUUGAGGAGGAACUAUCCUUUGCAUGAACUUCUAUCUGGUGCUGGAGACAAUGCCUGUUUGGAUAAACUCCCUCGUCUCCCAUCUUUCACUGUUGAAGAGAGAGAUUGGUUAGAUGCUCUUUCAUCAGCACCACCUCCUUGUUCCCGCAGAGAAGCUGGAAUUGCUGCAAAUGAUUUGGUAACCUCGCCUCUUCCAGCCCAUCUUAUUCCUUGUCUGCUACAACCACUGUCCAAAUUGCUUGUUUCCCUUUAUUUGGAUGAAUAUGUGUGGUUGCCACCACCUCUUUAUAAAGCUGCAACAGUAAUUAAACAUGUGGUUCUUUCUGCUUUGGAUGAGAAGAAAGUAGUGGGUGAUAACUGGUGGUCGCAUCUUCAUGAUUUUCUUCAAGAUGCAGAUAUUGUUGGUAAGAUUCAGGAUAGCCUGUCAAGUGCUGCCGUUUUAACAGAUGCUAUGGACUGUUCUGAUCCCCUGGAAGAUGUUGCCGAUGACAGAUACUUAAAGUUUAAACCUUCAAGGGCACAGUGUGUAUAUGCUCACCCUAGCCUGCUUCACACCAUGUCCUAUCAACCAGGAACUAAAUCAGGAUUUAGGAUUUUGAUUUCUGGGGAAGCCAGAUGUGGCCAGAGGCAUCUUGCUUCUUGUGUUCUCCACUGUUUUUCUGGCAAUAUUGAAAUACGAAAGCUUGACUUGGCUACUUUGUCCCAGGAAGGGCAUGGAGAUGUGGUUAAUGGGCUAACACUAAUACUGAUGAGAUGUGCCAGUUUGGAUUCAUGCAUGUUAUUUCUGCCAAGGAUUGAUUUAUGGGCAGUAGAGACAUGUAUUCAGUCUUGUGAAGGACAAACUGCUUCCCCUUCCUCUAGCCAGAGUGCAACUGUGGAGUUUGCGGGGAAUUCAGAGUCCCAAGGUGCUGUCAAAAAUGUCUCAUGUCUAUGGAACUCAUUUGUUGAGCAGGUCGAAUCUAUCUGUGUACGUACACCAUUGAUGAUUCUGGCUACCUCAGAAGUACCAUUUGUAGAGCUUCCUUCUAGAGUGAAGCAAUUUUUCAGGUCUGAGAUGUUGGAUUGUGCUCUGUCCAAUCCCUGGAAAGAUACAAUGCCCCGAUUCUUAGUGGAGGUGGAUCAACAUUUGAAUUAUGAUUCCAUAAUUGAUACCUCUGCAACGAAGUUAUUGAUGGAUCUAGUUCAGUACUUCAUUCAUUUGAGUCGUCACAGUAUUCAUGCAAACUCAUCCAGUCAGAAGAAAUAUCACAGUGUUGGUGAACUUAGUCUUAAUGCUAUACACCAAUGUUCAGGUCCAAAGUCAAACUUUGAAUCUUCAAGCAAGCAUCCGAUUGCUCCUGUUCCAUCAGUCGCAGCUUGCAAUACUGUAAAAGGGAAAUCCAACUUGCUUGCAGCAAUAUCCACAUUUGGUUAUCAGAUUUUGCGAUACCCUCAUUUUGCUGAGCUUUGUUGGGUCACGUCUAAGUUGAAACAAGGUCCCUGUACUCACAUAAAUGGACCCUGGAAGGGCUGGCCAUUUAAUUCUUGCAUUUUUCGUCCUCUGAACUCAACUGAAGGGGUUGCUGUUGCUUCUAGUUCCAAUGCUGCUAAAAAUACAGAUAAGUCAGGUGUAGUGAGGGGGCUAAUUGCUGUUGGUUUAUCAGCAUAUAGAGGUGAAUAUGCAUCCCUUAGGGAAUUUUCCUUGGAGAUUCGUAAAGUUCUGGAGCUUCUGGUUGCACUUGUUGAAACAAAAAUUCAGGCUGGUAAAGAUAAAUAUAAAUUCUUCCGUCUACUAUCACAAGUGGCAUAUUUUGAAGAUAUGGUUAUUAGCUGGGCAUAUACAUUACGGAGCUUAGAGGUGGAUGCUCAGUCCUUGAAUGGAAGUCCUAGUCUAAUUGGUGCGGGAUCUUUUAGCAAUCAAGUUACCUGCAAUGACAGUCUUCCUGAAGGUAGUGGUUGCAAACAAACUAUUCCCAGUGAAAUCUUGCAUGAACCAGUGGGGCCAGGAGAAAUUUCCCAGGAAGUCAAAGCAAACCAUGUUGGUGCCCAUACUAUGGCAGAUGAUAAUUUAAGUUUGCAGAACGGGGAUGAUGCAUCUGUGCAUAAGGAGGACUCGUCACAAGGUUUCCUAGAUCAUUCUUCCUCUGUUGAACGUAUGCAAAGUCAUCUGCAAAAUGGGAUUUGUAAUGAGCAUUGCAUGCUUAUAGAUGCCAAGAAUCCUACAGAAAUUGUUGAAGAUGAGGAGUGCAAUAAACAUUCUAAUGGAUUUGUGGAGAGAGAUUCUUCUGAUGGAUUUGUGGAGAGAGAUUCUUCUGUUCUUCUUAAGGAUGGCCUUGGUGUUUUUGGUGAUAAACAUGGUAUGGAGGUCUCUGAUGCUGGGAAAACUGGCAACCAGGAAAGGUGGCCCUUGGCUCCAAAUGGUUUGCCAUUUGACAAUGCGAAGGAAAAUUCUUUGGGUUGCUCUUCAAGGAUAUCUACGGGCUCAAGUGAUGCUGUUCUGGUGUGCAUUUAUCGUUGUUGCACCCAGUGUCUGGUCAAUCUUUACCAGUUGUUGCUAAAACUUCUCAAUUAUGAGUGGAGACUUGAAGGAAGCACUGCAACUGUAGAAGAUUUUCAUGAUUCCAUUGCCUCUUUAUCAGUUAGUCUUCAAUCAGCAGUGAGGAAAUUGUUCGCAACUGACAGUUCUAACGAUGUCGGUGACGAAAAGCUGGAGGACAGUAAAUACAGUCGAAGCACAGAAAUGUGCGCUUGCCAACUAAAAAGCCCAGGAAAGAGGUUAGUUGUGCCAAUGGAAUGUGGUUGUCAUCCAGCAAGCGAGAGUUUGACAACGAAAGCAAGAUUCUUCCCAAACUCUCGGCAUGGUUUUGAUUUUAAGUAUGUAUUCAAGGACGGUGUACUGGUGACAACAAUGGACACAGAUUACAACGUCCCUUUUCACUGUAAAUUUGAGAAAUUAUGUCUUUGUUCCCUCUUAGAGUGCAUAGUGACGACCAAGGAUCCUUCGGGUUGAAAGGCAGAUUACCAUAAUCAACAUAGAACUGCUUUGCGAAUUCUUCUGAUCCUUGCGGAAUUUUGGAUGGACACCUUACUGUAGAGUUGAAAAAAAAAAAAAAAAAAAAAAAGAAGUUUGGGAUUCGAUUU
This is a messenger RNA of Coffea arabica (coffee), 6086 nucleotides long. RefSeq lists its product as uncharacterized. Gene Ontology annotation, biological process: nucleosome disassembly; transcription initiation-coupled chromatin remodeling; nucleosome assembly. The record is from RefSeq and is a predicted model, not a curated record. Gene Ontology annotation, cellular component: nucleus. NCBI's taxonomy places the organism in Eukaryota, Viridiplantae, Streptophyta, Magnoliopsida, Gentianales, Rubiaceae. Gene Ontology annotation, molecular function: histone binding; ATP binding; chromatin binding.